Molecule: messenger RNA, 2108 nt
Organism: Acanthopagrus latus (yellowfin seabream)
Lineage: Eukaryota; Metazoa; Chordata; Actinopteri; Spariformes; Sparidae
Gene: ppp1r3b
Product: protein phosphatase 1, regulatory subunit 3B
Exons: 2
Coding region: 183-1037 (284 amino acids)
Biological process (GO): regulation of glycogen biosynthetic process
Cellular component (GO): protein phosphatase type 1 complex
Molecular function (GO): glycogen binding; protein phosphatase 1 binding
Source: RefSeq, a predicted model, not a curated record
AGAGAGGACCGGAGGACCGCGGAACCACAGAGGAGGCAGGACCUGGUCCAGGUGUGACCGCUCUCCAGGUGACACACGGCUUCCUGUGGUCUGACAGACAGAGCGGAACCAGCAGAGCGGUUCGGUCUGGGUGCUACCUGAGCAGCCCGCGUGCACAGCAUACCGACUCCUCCGAGGUCAUCAUGCCAAUCGACAUGGCCUUACCUCUGUUCCUGUCCAAUGAGGACUUUGUCUUCGGGACGUCUCCUGAGGCCUGUGGACCUGCUCUGAGCUCCUGCCUCAGGUUUCAGCACUCGCACUGCGUCGAUCAGAGCGACGACGGCCGGUCCUCCAGGAAGAACUCGAGGAAGGUGAAGAAGCAGGUGACAUUUGCCGACCACAGAGGUCUGUCUCUCACCAGAGUGAAGGUCUUCUCCCAGUUCAACGACCCCAUCGACAUCCCUCUGAACAUCCAGGAGAUGCUCAGCUCCGCUCUGUCUCUGACGGCUGAGGAGGACAAACUGGUGCUGGACUUCUCUCAGCCCUCCUCAGACUACCUGUGCUUCCGUCAGAGCCUGGAGAGGAACUACGUGUGCCUGGAGCACUGCCUGCUGAAGGACAAGGCUAUAGAGGGAACCGUUAAAGUCAAGAACCUGUCCUUCGAAAAGUCCGUGAAGCUGCGGGUGACCUUUGACACCUGGACCAGCCACACGGACGUAGACUGUGUUUACAUGAAGGACACGUAUCCCAGCUCGUACAGCGACACCUUCUCCUUCCACGUGUCUCUGCCCGCCGAGCUGCAGCCUCACGAGCACGUCGAGUUCGCCGUCUGUUACGAGGUGGAUGGACGCCAGUACUGGGACAGCAACCAGGGGAGCAACUACAGGGUGGUCUGGUCCUCCAUGAAGAAGAUCCAUCAGCACGCCUGCAGCCGCCACACCGACUCCUUUCACUUCGGGAUUCACUUUGACCGAUACGGCAGCCCCACCUGUUCACACGGGAUCUUCCCUGAUUGGCCGAGUUAUGCAGGAUACGAGAACACGGGCCCGUACUACUGAACAGGAAGCAGACGUCUGCGGUCCUCCGACCCUCUUCAGACCCUGUCAACAUCAGUCCUGACUGGUCCAAUCAGCUGUCAGUGCAGGUGUGAGCGAGACGUCACUCAGACCACGUUCAGAGGUGGUGGACCAGGGACCUCAACAUCACCAGACUCCCUUAACAAAUGUGCUGUUUUAAGAAUUGAUUAAUGAGGAGAAACUGAACAGACUCAGUGAAACGGCUGCGACAGAUUCUAAAUCAUUCUCUCCUUCUUGUAAAUUCAGCUUCAAAUCAGAACAUGAGGUUGUUUGUUUGUUUCUGUGAGAAACGUGUGAAUGUGAAGUGUUGGACUGAGAGCUGAACACUGAUCGGAUCAGGACGGAUGAAGAUUCGUCAGCGAACGUUGUUGUCCUGAACACUAAAUAUGGCCGAUGCUGUUUCUUCACUGGUGUCACCUGGUGUCACCUCAACCUGUCAGUGUGUUGUGAUCACCCUCCUCUGCUGAUUAUUCUACUGAUGAUGAUGAUGAUGAUGAUGAUGAUAAUAUUGAUGUCUAACCCUCGUCUCAGUGGAGGAACUGUAGCCUGGAUAAUUAUUUUUAUUUUCAUUUCAAUAUUAGAAUUGUAUAUUAACAAAGUGUAAAUGGAUGCAUGGUUGCAGCUGUGCUGAGUGUCCCUGCAGCGAAGGUUUAAUGUUUUACAGGACACGUUGCUCCAGAUGUUUCUCAACGCUGCUGUGGUUUCAUUUCACAAUCCUCUGGUUUCCACACAGCAAACCAGCUUUUAAGUUUGAACCUGUUCAGAACUGAUGUGUAAUUCAUGUCACUGUGUUUUUUGAAAGGUGAGGUUCUUUUAGCGCCUGUCAGUCAGCGUGCAGGGCGUCACACCCUCGACCCUCUCAGUCGCUGCAUUUCAACCUUUUUGCACAUUUUAUUCUGAGCAACCUGAGUCAGGUGUGUUUCUGUGUUAUUUAGCGUUAGCAUUAGCAUCUGUGUCCUGUCUGUUCACUGUCCUGUCGUUUGCACAUGCCCAGUGUUGACCUGUCUGAAAGGUAAUUAAAGAGAUUUUGAUCAAUAAAGUGAAGCUUUUUAA